CGUGAUAUCAACACUGCUCUGACGGGUACUGUAACUACACUACUGUAAUCACACUGCUGUAAUGGCGUUACUAAGCAUCACUGCUUAGGCUGCUAUAUAGGAGCGCGUGCAACGUUCUCUGGACAGGAGGACGCACGAGACCGAAGAAGUUGCUGCAGAAGCUGAGCGCGCGGAGAGCUUUUGAGACAGCGGCCGGAGACCGGGACAGCGUUUAGACGCACGCGCUAUGGACUGUUGUUGAGCUCGAAGGGAAGAAGCAGUGCGCGCACAGUACAGCUGCUGCUCGUGCCUCAAACCUUUCUAGUUUAGUUUUUUUUUUUUUUGUUUGUUUUGAAGUUAUCGACGGUUAUUUUUAAUAUAGGCUCACAGGAAGUCUAAGUGAAUCUCAUCGCGUCGAAAAACAGGUUUGGCAUCAUGAAGUUACUGCUUUUACCAGCUUUAAUGGCUUUUUUCGCCAUCGCCCAAGUUUUUUGCGAGGAAAACGACCCAAAAGAAGAUGCUGACUACUGGACGAGCAGCAAUCAGAUCCAGGACGGCUGGCUUUCCCAUGACCCAUUGAGAGAAAUCCUCCUGAGGAUGACAAGAAAGCCACGGCCGCAUCAGUUCAUCGGUCUGAUGGGGAAACGCUCCAUGGCAAAUGCACAGAUCACCCGCAAAAGACAUAAAGUCAACUCUUUUGUUGGACUGAUGGGGAAGAGGAACCAAGAGGAGCCAGAGUCCUAUGAGUGGAGCACAAUACAGACGUACGAGAGACGCCGCUGAGCAGUCACCUCUUCACCUGCCUGCUUCUCAUCUAGCCAUCCCUCAUCCGUGGGAGGGGGUACCCAACGCUGGUUCUGUUUUCUCCAAAAUGUGUGUAGCUGUUAGUCGAAUAAAAUCAUUGUUUCCACAUUGUAGUGAUGUAGCAGUGCUGUACCUGUGCCAGUUUCAUUCGUGUAGAUUGGAGCAAGAGGAGGGGAAAUAGUGUCAUUAUCAAUGUUAGUGUUAAUGUGAGUGAUUUUUCCGACCAUCUGCCAAGCUACAAAGACUAAAUGUUGUUGUGGACCAUCAAAGCAAGGCUAUACCCCAGGGUAUGCUGAAAACUGCACUGCCAAAGCCACUGUAUAGUGCCUCAUAACUGUUUAAUUGCAACUGAUUGUUCUAUAAAUACAACACACUGGGACAGGUUCGCAUUUUGGUUUUCAAGCGACUUUAGAAGAGCUGUGAUGUUCUCCACCUGGACAUAUGGUGUGAUAUGACAGGAUAUCUGUGUUAUAAUGGUUUCACAAAUAUUAAAAUUAUUUUCUUUACUGGUUCAACUUCA
This is a messenger RNA of Siniperca chuatsi (mandarin fish), 1303 nucleotides long. It is a transcript of the gene tac1, whose product is annotated as tachykinin precursor 1. The coding region runs from base 415 to 762 and encodes 115 amino acids. The record is from RefSeq and is a predicted model, not a curated record. Gene Ontology annotation, biological process: tachykinin receptor signaling pathway. NCBI's taxonomy places the organism in Eukaryota, Metazoa, Chordata, Actinopteri, Centrarchiformes, Sinipercidae. The transcript is spliced from 5 exons.